Molecule: messenger RNA, 7257 nt
Organism: Brienomyrus brachyistius
Lineage: Eukaryota; Metazoa; Chordata; Actinopteri; Osteoglossiformes; Mormyridae
Gene: agap1
Product: ArfGAP with GTPase domain, ankyrin repeat and PH domain 1
Exons: 19
Coding region: 621-4259 (1212 amino acids)
Cellular component (GO): nucleus
Molecular function (GO): GTPase activity; GTP binding; protein binding
Source: RefSeq, a predicted model, not a curated record
GGGCUCCGCUGGGCUGGGCUGGUUUGUCUUCUGAACGCGGAUCUGCGGAGGGAGUCCGGAGGAGGUGCGACCGCCGGCCGACGUGUGAAAGAGCCGGCGAGGAGCUGCCGGCUCUGCCGCGACCUGCGCCGGAUCCAUCGCGCCUCCUUAUGAAAAUCCCGAAAAAAGAGGCGAACAGAGAGCGCGUUUUACGGCGUUGCUGGCUGGAGGAUGCGAUGUGGGAGCUCGGUCACGGCCGAUGAAGGUUGCGCUUCUGGAGUGUUUUUCCCGAGAUGAUCCGCACAGAGCGGAGCGCCGGUCCCGGACUCCCUGUCCCGAAUCUGCGAUCGCCGGCGCCCUAAGCACCGCAGUCUGCCGUCCGCCACAGGAUCAGCGCGCAGACCCAUUUAAAGCCUUGCUUCAUUUUGCUGAAGUGCAUCGACUCACCUGGGCUGAGGACACCUCGCCUGCUUUUUCCGGUGCAGACAACGCAUGGUGUUCGUUCCCUUAUUGUUAGUUAAUAAAAUAAGAAUGAAAUCGGACAGCAAAUUACCUUCAUGCAUUCCUGACCUUGGUCAUGCUUAAGUUAAUUUAAAUGUCCAUUUUUUGCCCUUUGUUCUUGACACUUUGGUCCUUAAAGAAUGCACAUUUUGAACGGCGACUCCUCUGAUAGCAUGGAGAGGGGCACGCCACAAAGGAAGACUGUAUACCGAAUCUCCCUCACUUUGGUGAAAAGAGAGAGCGUAUCGGCAGCUGGAGACGGAGCGGGCACCCCGGCGCGCCUGGGCCCAGGCGAGCCCCAGACGGUCGCCCGCCAGAAGGACAGCCCCGCGGAGGGCCACGGGAGCUUCCUGCUGGAGGAGCUUAAGGAGGUUGCGGAGGAAACGGACGAUUUUCCAUCGCAGAACAGCAUGAGGACGUUCCGGACCUUCAGUACGGGACGGCUGGAAAUGAGGAGGUUUAAAUUUUCCCGGAAGACGCCUCUCUCCCUCAAAUCGAUGGACCCUGCUCUUUUGGGGGCCCUUACGGCCAAGCAGAGCACCAAUGCCGCAUCCGAGUCCUCUGGGCGGGGGGGUGGCAGGGAUAUUGGCGUGACUGGGAUGGGUUUGACUGAGUCGCAGACGUGCCCGGUGGACUUGCACUGCUCCGACCAGCGCUUGAACAGUCCCGACCCGCUCUUGGUGUCUUCUGCCUCUGUGAGCUCCCCGUUGUCUCAGUCGAAAGGGGGCGUGAACUCAGACAAGACCCCAACCCCCCCAGUGAAGAGAGCCCCCGGCCUGCUUCGACGGAGCUUGAGUUUCCGGCACUGGAGUGGGGGGGAGGUCCUCCGCCAGCACGUGCUUUCUAAGCAGGCCCACCAUCGCAGCUCCAGCUGUCUGGGCCUCGGAGGCCUGGGGGUCACCGGUAAAUCCUCUGGGGAUGUCGUGUUGCAGAAUCCAGCCUUUGACGAGGCCGCAUGCAGGGACGACGGCAGCUCGCCACACGCUGGGGAAGUUCUGGGCCAGACGGGCCCAGGCACACAGUGGAGCAGGCGGGACCUGGCUCAGGUUAAGAACCGGACUCUGGACAACAGUGACCUGCAGAGGCUGUCCGAGAAGAGCCUGGAGGAGAAGGAGAGCUUCCUGAGGGGCAGUGCUGGUGCCAGCAGCCAGGAGCGCUGGCUGACGCGCAUCUUCGGAGGAAUAUUCUCCGUGAGGGAUGCCAGCCUUGUGCCCAGCCCCCGUGCCCUUGAGGGCGGGAAGAGGGGCUUUCUGUGGGCCAGGAAGAGGGCUGCUCUGGGCCACUCGCAGUCCAGCACGGAAAGCAUUGAGCGAGCCUUGCAUGAAGAUGCCUUCGUGAACAGCCAGGAAUGGACCUUGAGCCGAGCAGUACCGGAGCUGAAAGUGGGAAUUGUGGGUAACCUGGCCAGCGGGAAGUCAGCACUGGUGCAUCGAUACCUUACGGGAACAUACGUACAGGAAGAGUCUCCUGAAGCUGACGUGGAUGCAGGAGGACGCUUUAAAAAGGAAAUCGUAGUGGAUGGACAGAGCUAUCUCCUCCUCAUCCGGGAUGAAGGGGGCCCCCCAGAGGCUCAGUUUGCCCUCUGGGUGGAUGCCGUCAUCUUUGUGUUCAGCCUGGAGGAUGAGAUCAGCUUCCAGACCGUGUACCAUUAUUAUAGCCGUAUGGCGAACUACCGCAACACCGCAGACAUCCCGCUGGUGCUGGUCGGGACUCAAGAUGCCAUCAGUGCUGCCAACCCACGGGUGAUCGACGACUCGCGGGCUCGCAAGCUCUCCAACGACCUGAAGCGCUGCACCUACUAUGAGACGUGUGCCACCUAUGGGCUGAACGUUGAGCGUGUUUUCCAGGAUGUGGCCCAGAAGGUUGUUGCUACCCGGAAGAAGCAGCAGCUAUCCAUCGGACCCUGUAAAUCCCUUCCGAACUCACCCAGCCACUCAUCUGUGUGUGCUGCCCCUGUGUCAGCCAUGCACAUUACCCAGGCCAGUAAUGGCGGUGGGGGCAGUUUGAGUGAGUACUCCUCUUCCGUACCCUCUACUCCAAGCACCAGCCAGAAGGAACUGCGUAUCGAUGUCCCCCAGACGGCUAACACGCCCACCCCUGUCCGCAAGCAGUCCAAACGCCGUUCCAACCUUUUCACGUCUCGGAAGGGGAACGAUCCAGACAAGGAGAAGAAAGGCUUGGAGAACCGUGCGGACAGCAUUGGAAGCGGCCGAGCUAUCCCAAUUAAACAGGGGAUGCUCAUGAAGAGGAGCGGCAAGUCUUUGAAUAAAGAGUGGAAGAAGAAGUAUGUGACCUUGUGUGACAACGGCGUGCUCACCUACCACCCUAGUCUGCAUGACUACAUGCAGAAUGUCCAUGGCAAGGAGAUCGACCUCCUACGCACCACCGUAAAGGUACCAGGCAAGAGGCCCCCCAGGGCUGUGUCCACCUGUGCAGCCGUGUCCAGCCCCAAGACCAAUGGCUUGGCCAAAGACAUGAAUAACCUACAGCUGGGCCAGAGCCCUGGCUCUGUCAGCAGCAGCUCCUCUGCCUCCCAGAUGGCCAGUGGUAUCAGCUUGGUGUCUUUCAACACCAGGCCAGACGGCAUGCACCAGCGCUCCUAUUCGGUGUCCAGCGCUGACCAGUGGAGCGAGGCCACAGUGAUUGCCAACUCUGGCAUCAGCACAGACGCCGGGCUAGGAGACUCAAUCUGUUCCAGCCCCAGUAUCUCCAGCACUACCAGUCCCAAGAUGGACCCACCUCCCUCGCCUCACGCCAACCGCAAGAAACACCGGCGGAAGAAGAGUACGAGCAACUUCAAGGUGGAUGGCUUAUCUGGCACGGCAGAAGAACAAGAGGAAAACUUUGAGUUUAUAAUCGUGUCCUUGACGGGCCAGACAUGGAAUUUUGAGGCAACCUCAUACGAGGAGAGAGACGCUUGGGUGCAGGCCAUUGAGAGCCAGAUCCUGGCCAGCUUGCAGUCCUGUGAGAGCAGCAAAAACAAGUCCCGCUUGCCGAGCCAGACCGAGGCCAUUGCCCUCCAGUCCAUCAGGAACCUGAGAGGGAACAGCCGCUGCGUGGACUGCGAUGCCCAAAACCCCGACUGGGCCAGCCUGAACCUGGGCGCCCUCAUCUGCAUUGAAUGCUCAGGCAUCCACCGUAAUCUCGGUACACACCUGUCCCGUGUGCGCUCACUGGACCUGGACGAGUGGCCCCUCGAGCUGAUCAAAGUCAUGUCCGCCAUUGGCAACGAGCUGGCCAACAGUGUGUGGGAGGCCAAUGCCCAAGGUCGCCUGAAGCCUGCCCCUGAAGCUAACAGGGAGGAGCGGGAGCGCUGGAUCCGGGCCAAGUACGAGCAGAGGCUGUUUGUGGCAGCAUUACCGAACCACGAGCUCCCUCUGGGUCAGCAGCUGCUCAGGGCCACGGUCGAAGAGGACCUCCCCAGCGUGGUCCUACUGCUGGCCCAUGGCACACGGGAGCAGGUCAAUCAGACGUGUGGGGAAGGCGAUGGACGCACAGCACUGCACCUGGCCUGCCGGAAGGGCAAUGUAGUCUUAGCUCAGCUCCUCAUCUGGUAUGGCGUCGAUCCUAUGGCUCGGGACGCCCACGGCAAUACGGCGCUGGCAUACGCUCGGCAGGCGGCCAGCCAGGAGUGUGUGGACACGCUGCUUCAGUACGGCUGCCCUGACGAGCGCUUCGCUCUCAUGGCCACACCCAACCUCGCCCGAAAGAACAACAACCGCAACAACAGCUGCAGCAGCAUAGGCAGUGCUUCCGGCCGCAUGCCGACGGUCAUCUGAGCCCCUCACCCAUCUGCUGCGUCUCCACAGACCUCACACCCGGGAGGAGGGGUCUGCAUCACCAGGAAUCAAGAGCAGUAGAUGGCUUCAGGAAACACUACGAUGACGCUGCUGGAACCUCAGAGCAGUGUGUGAUCAAACCGCCUGUAAAUCUCUCCCAAUGGCUACUGGGACUGAUGGGUCUCAUCCUCGUGGGCCUCUGGGCUCAGCCCCAUGUGCCUGCCCCCCCUCCCCCCCAAGUCCUGCUCCUGUCUCACUCAAGGGUCAGGUGCCCCCAUCCCCAUCCUGUUCCUUUAACCCCAACACCCCCCCCCCACAGGUAGACUUGUGGAGUCUGGGAGUAUAAAUAGUGCCACCUGUAGCAUGUACUAUGGAGAACUAGUGACUAAUAUUACACCCUCCCCACACCCUUUAUAACCCCUACCACCAUUUUAUGACUUUUUCAUGACAAAAUGCAAAAAAAAAAAACACCAAGCAAUGUUUUUCCUCAGUAGAAGUGACUAAAUUAUAAAGUCUUUGUUUAAAUUCUUUGAUUUUAACAAUACAUGGUAAGCAAACUGUAGAGGGAAGUCGUGUGUUUCUAGAGUCAGCGUGCAUGAUUAACCACUUUGUUUGUGUUUGAAUGUGGGCGGGACGCUCUCUGUGUCCUUAUCGUCAUGUACCCAAUGCUUGGUCCCGCUGGACUGGACCCUGUUGUCACCUGUCAGAGCCUCAGCACUCAGACCCAAUCUGAGUUCCAGGUUCUGGGACCCUGUUCUCACUACACAUGAUGCUCUGUCAGGCACGCCUCUCCACCACCAUGAGAGAGAGGGAUUGUGUUACAUUAUUGUUAUUGUUCUUCCCAACUGGUAGUAAUAAUAAUAAGAAGAAUAAUAAUGCUGUUGUUCUUUGCUGAUCACAUUUCUUUACUGAAAAGUCAGAGAGGAAGCGUUUCUCCCUUUGACGUAAUGUUCAGGCCAGUCUGUAGAUCUGGGUGGGAAACUUUUGUAAUCCUGUAGUAUUAGAGCCCCAGUUUCCCAAAGAGACUUGUGGAAAGUCAGCUUUGCUCUGCAGCCAUAAGUUCACCAGCAGCAAACCUACAAGGCCUUUACUCUCCUCCUUUACUUCUCUUCUAUUCUCUCUUUUUACUCAUCUUAUAUUAUUCUUUACUACUCCCUUAUACCUCCUAUACUGCUCCAUACUAUUGUUCAACUUUACCCCUUUACCCCUCACUUAGUAUUCUACUUCCCUUUACUCUUCUGUUCCUCCUCUGCUCCAUAUUUACUCCACCCUUACUCCAGAUUUAAAUCUCCCAUUACUCCAUUAAGAGCUCCUAGGUGACUGGUGUCAGGAUUUCUUUUUUUCUUUUAAUGACAAACUACAGAAGUGGCACGGACAGUUCACGAGAACUGCAUUUUUGGAACUCAGCCUGGUCGAGCAUGGCAGACCACAGGGGCGAAGCCUGCCUGUUUGCUGUGAGUGUAGCUUCCACCCGCCUCUCCACCUGCCCCUCCACCCUUUGUCUGGGUUCCUUUAAAUGCCACUCUUUUACUCUGGUACCUGAAUACCCUUUAUACCAUGCAAAGGGCUUCUCCGGGUCUGACUUCUGGGCUACUGAUGUGUCCUUACUCAUCCUUUUUUUUCUAAACACUUCAAGGAUGAUGUAAUAUAAAUAAAAAAACCUUAAAGUAUUUUGGGUUGAAGUUAGCGUUUGAGUGUCCCUAAUUUAAAGCUGAGUUUUGCAUUCUUGUUCAGUCAGUCUGCUCAUGGACAUCCCAUGUUAAUGCUGUCCUUUUCCUGACAUCUGUGUAACCCGACUUCAAUUCAGUGACCUUUUUUUCUUUUUUUUUUUGUAUAUUUUGUUCCCCCACCCCCCCCCCCCCUCCUCCCGCCUUCCGUUGCAUAUUCUUAAAAUGGCACUAGUGUGAGUUGUUUUUUUAGCAUGAAAGACACCCUUCCGUGAUUGAAGGUGUGGUUUAAAAAUGACUUAAUCGAAAGUUGCAGUGUGUGGGAAUUGCCAAGCAGCCAGCAGAUUUGAGGCAUAGGCUUGUGAAGGGUUUGGGAGUGUUGAGCGCUUGUCUGCCUGUGAUUGGAGCAGAAUGUGAAGCUGACAGAACUGCUCAGAUGUUUUGGGGAACAUUAUGUUGUUUUGAGGUGAGUCUUAAAACUGAAUGCUGUCUCAGAGCUUACAGGCUAAGUCCCCAUUAGCUCCAGCUUCUGUCCAUGGUUUUGGCAAAGAGUGCAGGUCCGGCAUUAACUGAACAGUGCCGGCCUCCCCUGUGUAUUUAAAGUUGUUUUUCAUAACUGUGCUCACCCUGUAGAUCCCUAUACAAUAGGUGUGUGUGUGGGGGAGGAGGGUGAGCCCUCUUAAACGGCCCUUUGUGACUAAACAUGUGGCCUGUUUGGUGAUAGACCCUAACUCACAUCCACAUCGUGGAUGCUACCAGUCUACGAUGGUCCACCCCCAAAACAGGAAGUUCCAUUAUGCCAGGUAGUUCCAUGUCCGUUCAUGACCUCACCAGGGAUUCAGGACAGGAGUUGUUUUGGAUUUGGUGGUGAUGCAGGCGGAAGUUAGAAGACCCUCGACGAAGUGUGUAGCCUAUCCGCAACCUCCAGUGUGCGGACACUUUGCUACCCAAGAAGUGUCCCCCAGGUGCCCCUCCUUUCACCCCCCCACCAUCCUUUCUUAUGUUGACGUAGAUGUGCAGAACUUUUAACAAUGCAGUCAACAUUUUAAUUGUUGUUUUAAUGUUUAUUACCUCAUUUCCUGUCUGUCAGUAUCCAUAAUGUACAUCCAAAGUCAGAUUACUGAUCCAUUAUUUAUGUUUGUAAUGUGUCCAAAUUAUUAUUUGUGUUUUAUAUUGGUCAGUUAUUUUUUUUUGUUCUGUAUUAUUACUGAUUAUCAUUAUUAUUAUUAUUAUUGUUAUUCUAUUGCGUUUGUCAUCUGUACAGAACUGCGUUAAAAAUUAAACCUUUCUGUAAUGUGUCUCCUUUCAAUAAAGAAAAUAAUGCUUCUUGA